AUGCCUUGUUCUGCAAGGCAUUUCGAGGCAGGAGAUGAAGCUGAGCCAACAAUCAGCCUCGAGCGAGCCCGCCGCCAAUCAGCGCCGGUUGCGCCCUAUGAGUCACACGUCGGCCCCGCUGCCAAGCCCAUUUAUCCCCCAUCCGGCCUAGCCCCGCAUAAACCGCGCACUACCCCUCUGUCCCCCCCUCCGACAGACACUAUAGCUCCCUCGUGGACUAUCCCCAACACCAAUCUCCCCUCCCUCCAGUCUCGCCCUUCUGGGUCUUUGAACUUUGGCAGCGCCUCGCGUAGCUCAAGUUCUCCUUUUUCCACCACUCUACCAGUGACCUCAGUCACCACGGAUAACCAACAGCAAUCAUGGCUUCCCACACCCCCGCUUCAGCAGCCUUUGGCACCAUAUCAGAAUUCGACUGUCAAUCACAACAACAACAACAGUCUGCACGAGGACUUUGUUCUGUACCCAUCAACGCCCGUUUCUCGCCCGCAAGUCAAUCUCUGGGACGAGAAUUCGCCAGCCUUGCUGAGUGCCAACCCUAAAUAUUCUGUGAACUCCACCACCAACAACAAUAACCACCAAAACCUGGUCAAUCGCCGACACACCUUGCACUCGAGUGUCAACGUCCACCAGCUGCCAAGAAAACAGGUUCAGCAAUUCAAAAAGUUCACUCCUCAGUCUCCCGGGUUACCCUCGUCCACCUCUUAUCGGUUCAGUCCUGCAGCAGGCCAGAAACGCCUCGCUCAACGCUUGUACGCGAAUUCUCCGCGUCUCAACCGUCCUGCGGUUCCAUUGUUCAAUAGCAUAGAAAACAACCAGUCUCAAUUUGAGACCAAAAACAACAUCAACAACAACAACACACAGCACCGUCGAGUCAUGUCUUCAUCUGACAUCAUCUCAGAUUUCCCUAUGGAUCUCUUCGAUAUCUCUACAGCAAGCCCUUCGCUUGAUGAUCUAACGUCUCCCGCCUCAUCCAUGAUGCAGUCACCAAUAACCCCCUUUGAAGAUUACUCGCACCUGGCAAGCUACUCCGCGGCACCUGCGCCUCCGGGCACAGUUUCGCCGAAGGAUCUUGCUCUCAAGGAUCCGCCUGUGUCGUGCCCUCCGUCGUCUUUUUCUACGGAUAUAGGGACUCCGCAGUCGCUUUUCGAUUCUCCUGAUGGCUUGUUUAGUCACAGUAUCUCUCCGGCAUUCGCCAACGCGGAUUACGACCUCCCAGCGUCUAACAACUGGGAUCCGCUGAUGACCUCGGAAGGUUAUCUCCACGGGGAUGUCGAUAUCAAGCCGUCGAUAUCUGAUUUGUUGAUAUCUGAUACGGCGGGGACCGAAUCGCGGCCAGGGAAAAGGACUCGCUCUGUGUCUUCUCCAUCCCCUGCAAAGUCACCGAAGAAGCGCAGCAAGUCGGUCGGGGUCAAGAAGCCAUCACCCCCCAAGGGUAUUGACGAAGAAGUCCCAUAUGAUCCCAAUGAUCCCGUCGCGGCGCGGCGAUACCGCAACACAUUAGCGGCCCGCAAGUCUCGUUGCAAAAAGUUCAAUGAGCGUCAAAUGCACCUAGAGCAGAUCGAAGAGUUGGAGCAGCAAGUAGCAGCUCUUCAGAAGAAGGUUGCGUUCUUUGAGAGCUUUGCACCUUCUGAUGUGACUUAUCCUGGAUAA
Messenger RNA from Talaromyces rugulosus, 1650 nucleotides. RefSeq lists its product as uncharacterized. The coding region runs from base 1 to 1650 and encodes 549 amino acids. Lineage: Eukaryota; Fungi; Ascomycota; Eurotiomycetes; Eurotiales; Trichocomaceae. Gene Ontology annotation, biological process: regulation of DNA-templated transcription. The transcript has 3 exons. Gene Ontology annotation, molecular function: DNA-binding transcription factor activity. The record is from RefSeq and is a predicted model, not a curated record.